Messenger RNA from Selaginella moellendorffii, 901 nucleotides. Its product is annotated as transmembrane protein 208. Bases 14 to 721 code for a protein of 235 amino acids. The record is from RefSeq and is a predicted model, not a curated record. Gene Ontology annotation, biological process: vacuolar protein processing. Lineage: Eukaryota; Viridiplantae; Streptophyta; Lycopodiopsida; Selaginellales; Selaginellaceae. The transcript is spliced from 5 exons. Gene Ontology annotation, cellular component: intracellular membrane-bounded organelle.
CCUGUGGGCGCCGAUGGCCCUCCUCGCCCUUUCUUCUUGCCGCCACUGCCAGCCGCGGGGGCGGCGCGCAAUCGAAAUGCGCAUUGCAGUGCCCUGGAUCGAGCUCCAGCGCCACCGAUCGCCUGCGUCAAGACCAUCCUCUUCGAAGAACCCUAGAUGCUCUGUUUUUAGGGUUCUUGCGAUUAGGGUUUUGGGGGAAGGAAUGGCGAACCAGGGCGCGAAGAAGCGCAAGGAGGAGAACGAGAAGCACAUCCAGUGGCUGCGCAACCUCAUCCUUGUCUCAAAUGCCAUUCACAUUCUAGUGAGGAUUUUGCUCCUUCGCUCGUCCGUGUCGUGGAGGCAUUUCUUCCGGCUGCUGCUCUCCUCGGCCGCGUACAAGCUCUCGUAUUCGCAGCUCCAGAAGAUGGCCCAGCCUUCCUUUGACGAGCGCGGCGAUCUCAUCGAUGGCGGCUUUGACAUGUCCACUGGAGGACUUUGCAGCUAUCUUCACGAUAUCAUCUACAUCACGAGCUUUGUCCAGGUUUCCAGCGUUUUCUCCGAUUACUUUUGGUACCUCUACUGGGUGAUCCCACUGUUUGCUCUCUACAAGCUGUGGCAGCUCGUUUUGUACCCAUUUGUCUUCCAAAGCUCGCCACAGGACGCUGGCGAGGAUGAAAAGGCCAGAAAGAAGAAAGAGAAGAAAGCCAACAAAGUGAAAUUCUCCCGGGUUAAAACCCGGUAGUAAGGUUUUGAGUGAAGAAACCAUCAGAUAAGCGGUGAUAGAGCUUCUUCUUAUAAUUUUUCCAGACAGUCAGGGAGAUUAGCGCUUGAGUUCGCUGGAGGCCAUGAAGAUCUGGGAAGGCUAAAACUAUCAGAAGUGGUCAUUGGAUUGAAAUACCAAAUUGUUGUGAGUUGUGAUUCC